Guillardia theta CCMP2712 is the source of this 4905-nucleotide messenger RNA. RefSeq lists its product as hypothetical. Gene Ontology annotation, molecular function: protein binding. The coding region runs from base 1 to 4905 and encodes 1634 amino acids. Lineage: Eukaryota; Cryptophyceae; Pyrenomonadales; Geminigeraceae. The transcript has 19 exons. Gene Ontology annotation, cellular component: Cul4-RING E3 ubiquitin ligase complex. The record is from RefSeq and is a predicted model, not a curated record.
AUGGGUGCAGCCCAGUCCAUCGCGCACGUGCGCAAUCGAGAGGCUCGGAUACGAGAGUUGGAGUCGACGGUGCAGGAGCUGGAGCUCCAGCGAGAAGAGUACAGGAAGCUGAAGAUCGUAGCCGAUGCAGAGAAGAAGAAUCUUGCAAGGCAAGGACUUCUUGUGCGGGAGAAUGCUGCGAGAGAUCGAGAGUCCAAGGCCAUCGCAGAGGGUCAAAGUCAGGUAGAUCGAUCGUUCAUGGAAGCGCAGUAUGCUCGUUCUAGGGCUUCAGAACAACGAGCACUGGCAGAGCUUGCAGACCUGAAGUCAAGAUAUGACAUCCUCCUGCUGGAACAUCAAGCCCUUGAUAUGAGGCGGCAGGCUGAGCAUGAUCAAGCUGUUUCAAACAUGCGACAAGCGGCAAACACAAGGCUGUUCUCCGUGCUUUCUCUCCUUGAGAAUUUUAACAAGUCUCUGGAUGUCUUAUAUGAAGAGAUCAUGCAACUUCGACAAGACCGAACAGACUUUGCAAAAAAGUGCGUGAAUCUGUGCGAGAAGAUGAAUUUCAAGCAGGUGAAGGUGGACUCGACACUGGAGUUCUUUGAAUGUGAGAAUGCGUUGGAGGAGGAGAAAAAGCGAGAUCGAAGCAUCUUGUCUAUGCAGGCCAUCGAGUUUCUGCUCUCAGACGACACGAUAGCAAAGCCAUUGCAAGCUUACCUCAAAGCCUCGGAAGACGCCAAAACACAACUGCUCCAAUCAUGCUCAAACCUCCCGGAUGGGGCUGGUGAGCUUGUCCCGGAGUCGUCUGGACUGCAGGACGACAAGACGAGGGAGAAGAUCGAGUUCGUAGACGCGAAGUUGAAGCUGAACCGAAGGUUCGAAGACUUGCAGACUGACACUGAUCGCAUCGCGUUGGAGAAGUCGGUGGUGACGGAGCUGUCGAUGAGUCUGGGGAUCAGCCAGGAAAGGUUCGAGGUUGAAAGAUUCAGCAGAGGCAGCAUCAUUAUCCACUUCUCUAUCCUCCCGCAGAAAAAGGAAGACGCUCCCUUCGGCAGGCCUCUCGAGCGGAGGUCAAGCCAGCUGGAACGGAAGUCCAGCAUGUUGGAGAGGAGGUCGAGUCAGCUCGAGCGCAGGACGAGCAUGCUGGUAAAGGAAGAGCUCGACUCCGGUUUCAUUGCGAUGAUCCUCAAGGACAUGGUAAACGACCCUUCCUCAAGGCUGCGAAGAGGUCUUGUCCUCUCCUCCUGCACCGAGUUCUCCUGGAUGGCUGCCCCUGAGAUCCCGGCGAGGGAGGCGAAGCGAGAGAUCAAACGGCUGGAGGUGGAGAUCGAGGAGGUAAGCAAGUACCUGCGGGCGAUCAAACAGCAAAAGGAGGAUCAGGCAGAGGUCCUGCGACGAGCCGUGCACGCGAGCAUCGAGAUCCAGCGGGUCUACCGGGGGAUGCAGGGGAGGGUGAAGGUCCGAAGGAUUCACAUGGCGAUAGAGGCAGCGGACACGUUGCAGAGGGUGUGGCGGGGACACGUGGCAAGGGUGCAGUUCAUGAAGAUGAAGGAAGCGAUGGACAUGAAGAACGAGAGGGAGAGAGAAGCUCUGCUGCGAGAAGCCGCUUCCCUUGAGAAGAUGCAGGCUGUAGCGCUCAGAGAGCUGGCGGAGGCAAAGCAGAGGUACAACGAGAGGAGGAACAUCAAGUAUGGCUACAGCUCGUCGGUGGCAGAGACAUCGAUGAAACCAAAGAAGAGGACCAGGGUCAGCAUGGAGGAGAAGACGAGAUGGUGGGAGGCGUACCAGAAUGAAAAACUUCGGGACGCGCAAGAGAUCUUAUCGCAGGACAUGAAGAACAACGAUCAUUCUAUGUGCUUCGUCCCAGAGGAAGGGUUCAGCCUCAACUACCACGUCCGCCCCCUGAUCUUCACCACCUACCAGGACUUCCGGGAGGAAAGGAUGCUUCUUCUCAACGAGAGCUUCCCUUCCUUGCACCAGAUGUGCUGCGACAGAGGCGUCGCCUUCUGCCCCGUUGACCCUUUCCUCCAGAUCUAUGACCAGACUACUCAGGGGAGGGGGCCGCAGGCAUGGCAGUGGGUCGGCUUCGGAGAGGAGGCGAUGCUUGACGACGAGCUAGUGCAGAGCAAGAGCAUGCUGAUGUGCUCGAUGGAGGACGUGAAGGAGACAAACGUCUGGCUCUUCUUCGUAGGAGGGCGGUACGGGUGGGUCCCUCCUGCUCCCCUCCUCCGUCAGGCGAAGCAGAAAAUCGAGUGGGCAAGAGAGUUCUACGAGGAGUCGGGGAUGGAGAACUCUUCGCUGGGAGAAGUGAUGUAUACGGCGAUCGUUGUGAACAGGAUGGACGAGAUUAGCACGAAGCUCAAGGGCAGGACCUUCUUCUUCCUCCGUGACGACACGUACGGCGAUGCGUUCGCGCAGGAGAUGGCGAAACGAUUCGUCGAGGACGAUCAGCAGGUUGUCAAGCAGCUCGAGAAGUUCAAGGAGAGUAUCAGGAUCCUGCCCAAGGGCAUCUUGACGUUUGACAACUACAGGGACCCGAUCUUUGCGGUGCGGCAGGCGACAGAAUGGCUGCAGAAAAGCAUCAAGUUGACCUUCCCCGUGCUCGCCAACAACUACGAGAGUCAUCGUGACCGGCUCUGCCACAGCAGCCUCGCCCUGAGCAAGCGCUCUCCCUUCAUCCAGCAGGAGGAGCUCUUCGACGUCCUUGACGCCCACAUCGACCCGAGGCAGAACAUGUUGGAGCCCAUCGUGCUCGUCGGAGAGGGAGGGAGCGGCAAGACGACUCUCCUCUCCAAGUACCUGGAGCUGUCGAGAGGAAAGCUGCCUCAAGCCAUGUGGUUUGCGCACUUCAUAGGAUGCAGCAGCGGCAGCAGCGACUACCAGCGACUCUGCGUCAACCUCCAACAAGCGCUGAAAGAUCGCUUCUCGCUCCAGAUUGAAGUGAACAAGAAGCUGCUGGCGGAGAAGAUGAGCAAGGAGCUAUCGCAAUGGCUCUCAGCAGCUGCUUCCAAGGGGAUAGUCAUCCUAUUCAUCGACGCCCUCGACGCCAUCGACGACACCUACGAUGGUUCUCCUCCUCUCACCUGGCUCCCCAAGAAGUUCCCAGCUCGCACGAGAGUCAUCUUGACGUGCCGGGAAGGAGCUGCGGCCGAGGAGAUCCGAGCGAGGGGCUGGAAAGUCCACCAGAUGCCCAGCUGGACCAAGGAAGCAGCUCUCCUCCUAGCCGAGCAGCACCUCCAGCAGAGGAGUCAGUGGACGGACGUCGCUGACAUCUCACUUGGCCCGCAACGCCUGGACAGGAUCGUAGCGCACCCUCCUUGCUCCAACCCUCUGCACCUGCGGUACAUGGUCGAUGAACUCUGCCGGGAGCACCAGGCCACCAAGAUCAACCCCAAGGACCUUCAGGUGGGGUGCGAGCUGGAGUGGCAGCUCCUGUUCCGUGCCAACGACGUCUGGGCGCUGCUUGACUACGUGCUGCAUCGGUGGGAGCGACAGUUUGACACGGCCCGGUGCCCUCAGCUGGUCCGGAGAGUCUGCAGCCUGUUGUGGGGCAGCUGCUGGGGGCUGUCAGAGUACGAGCUCUUGUGUAUGAUGCCGGAUGUACCAAGAGUUGUUCUUAUGACGUUCUUGGAGAGCACAAAGUUUACCUGGAUCAGAUACAGUGGAUACAUCCUUAUAGGCCACAGCUCCAUGAGAGAUGCGAUCCAAAGGAGAUUCGUGCCUGGACCACAAGAGCAGCGGGAAGUACAUCGGCGUCUAGGUGAAACUACCCUCGUCUUGCAGCUCCUCAAACACCUUCAAGGCGGUUUCUGGAGAUCUCUACCGCCGUCGAGGAGGAAGCUUGAGGAGGAGAUCUAUCACUGGAGGAGAUCGGAGCAGUGGGCAAAUCUUAUGGGCGUCUGCUCCGACAUGUCGAAAUUUCCGCUGUUGUUUGAAGAGGACGACGCCGGGACCCUGCACUGCGACCUCCGAAGAUGCGUCAGGGAGGCCGACAAGCACAUCGAUGCAUACAAGGCAGGGGAGGGCGCGAGAGAGCGCAAAGUGACCAGCAGGACAGGGGCUGCUGGAUGGGUUGAAGCGCUGGAGAGGAUAGGAGUGCUGCUGGCGAAGUUCUUGGGGGAGAUGGGAAGGAACAAGGAGGCGACAGAAAUGUACGAGACGAUUCUGAACCAGCCGGCACAAGGCCUACAAGGCUCCACAGAGACGCAACAUCAAGUGGCUGAGCUCAGGUACGUCGACCGCUCUCCCAUCAGCCUGGAUGCCACGGCAGGGACGGCAGAGAGGUCGUUCGUGCUGGUCAACAAGGCGCAGGAUCAGUUCAAGUAUGCGUUCGAAGCUCUGAAAGAGUUGUUGGUGCAUGAUGAGCGAGAGGUGGAAGGGAUCACGAAAGAUCAAACAAUCUCGCAAGAAGAGAAGGACGUCGCACUAUCGCAAGCUGAGCUGACGCUGACAAAAGCUAGAACUUCAUUCACAGCUGUCCUGUGUAAACUCGGAAGAUUGGAAUACUUGGCGGGAGACUUUGAGUCAAGUCAGUUGCACUUCGAGCAGGCAGCCUCCUUUGCGGAUCAACACCUCAACCCGACUCAUCCGCUCAUAGCUGAGGCUCUGCUGGGCUUGGGCGACUUGCUGUUUCAGAGGGGGAGGUACGAGGACGCAGAGAGAGCGACGAGAAGGUCCAUGUCAAUCCGUCAGAUCAACCUCGGAGGAGGUCAUCCGCUCUUUGCCGAAUCGAUCGACAGCCUAGCAAAGAUCAUGGAGGCGACAGGCAGGAAGUUUGAGUUCGAUCAGCUGACAGCAAGAAGCGCCAAGAUCAUGUCCGAGCACGCCGUGGAAACCGCGUCCUUGACCCGCCAGAGCACAAGAGUUGUGCAGGAGGAUCUGGAGGGAUCGUCGAUGUUUGGCUCAAUCCGCAAAGAUGUUUACUAG